Lethenteron reissneri (Far Eastern brook lamprey) is the source of this 3464-nucleotide messenger RNA. Its product is annotated as basigin-like. The record is from RefSeq and is a predicted model, not a curated record. NCBI's taxonomy places the organism in Eukaryota, Metazoa, Chordata, Hyperoartia, Petromyzontiformes, Petromyzontidae.
AGCGUGAGAGAGAGUGGAGAGAGAGAGAUCAUCAGAGAGAGGGUGGGGAGAGCUGUGUGAGAGAGAGAGGAGAGAGUGGAGAGAGAGCGUGAGAGAGAGAGCGUGGAGAGCGUCAGAGAGAGAGAGAGAGCGCACGGGAAGAAGAGAGAGCGUGAGAGUGGAGAGAGAGAGAGCAUCAGAGAGAGGGUGGGGAGAGCUGUGUGAGAGAGAGGAGAGAGUGGAGAGAGAGGAGAGUGCAGAGUGAGCGUCAGAGAGAGUGGAGAGAGAGCGUGAGAGAGAGAGAGCGCACGGGAAGAAGAGAGAGCGUGAGAUAGAGUGGAGCGAGAGUGCAUCAGAGAGAGCGUGAGAGAGAUUGCAAAGAGAGCGUGAGAGAGAGCGUCAGAUAGAGAGAGAGUGAAGAGAGCAUCACAGAGAGAGCGAGAGAAUCAGUCGGAGUAGACGUGCAGAAGAGAAGAGAAGAUUUAGCGGAGAGAGACAGAAGCGAGAAGAGUGAGCGAGUGUGGAUCAGCAGCAGCAGGAGGAGCAGCAGGAGGAGGAGGUGCUGACUCAAUCCCUGCAGCAGCCCAGGGAGAUGGGAGCCAUGCUGCAAGCCCUGUGCGUCGUCAUCACUCUCGCACUCUUCGCCGGAGCCUCCGUCUCCCAGGAUGCCAGUUUGACUCCCAGCCCAGCGCCGUCCGCCGCCGCCGCCGCCGUCGUCGCGACCUCCGACCUCAUCCUGGGGAAGAACUCGUCGCUCGCGCUGCUCGAGUGCCGCCUCGUGCCGUCGGGCGACGAGGUGGUGGCUCGCUCGUGGCUCCACAAUGGCUCGAAGAUCCACGGCGACUGGGUGCCGAGCAACUACAUGAACCACACCGUUCGUAGCUUGCUCGAGGCCGGCGCUUACACCUGCCUCUUCGGCAGCAAACACAACUCCUGGAACGCAACCGUUCUGGUCAAAGCCGCCCCCCAGUUCGACGCGGUGUCGUCGGGGGGCAAGAAGGAGCACAAGAAGGACCACAAGAAGGACCACAAGAAGGAGCGCAAGCUGUCGGCGUACAUCGGCCACAAGGCCGUGAUCAGUUGCCACCUGGCCUUCCAAGGCUUCCCGACCCCAACCUGGACGUGGUUCAAGCUGUCUGCGGACAAGAAGACGCUCACGCCGCUGGGCGACGCGGAGAGCGAGAGCGGCGCGAAGACGCAGCACGUGAUCGCCGCGGUCUCGCGCGAGGACGAGGGCGAAUACCUGUGCGUCGCCAGCAACGACGCCGGCUCCAGCAACGACACCGUCACCUUCAAAGUUCACGACCUACGUGACGCAGUGUGGCCCUUCCUGGGCAUCGCCGCCGAGGUGGUCGUUCUCAUCGUCAUCAUCUUCGCCUGCGAGAAGAUGGGGCGCAAGAAAGCGACGGCCACCCCUGUCGAGGAUGACGGAACUAUGGCACUGAAGGGCGCAGCAGAGAAUAGCCAUGCCGACACGAAGGCCGUCAGGCAGAGGAACAGCAAGUAGACCGCCGUGCCUGACCGCACUCCGCACGACUGGAGGACGUCCCAGCGGGAGAUGGAAGGUGCGGAAACGGAAACAGACACCGGCCGUUCUUCGCCUACUUAGUGCAUAUAGUCUUCCCGACAUCAUCAUGAUCAUCGUCGUCACCAUCAGCCGUGGUCUAUCCGCCGCUAGAGAUGAAGGCUCUCCUCCCCGUGCCGUCGUCACACAAUCUCCCGCGGUGUCGAUAUUUCCGCCACCCGUUUUUCUCCCUCGCGUGUGCGCGCCGAUUUCAUCGUCCGACCCUCCGCUGCGGUCGCCCUCCGACCGAGUGGCGCUGUUUUUCCUCCCGUCUCGCCCGUCGGCCGCCAUCCCAUCGCAGUUGACGCGUCCUGCCCAAGCCCGCUUACUUUUCCCACCGGCCCGUGCGACGUUUGUUGCCCGUAGCCCCGCGCGUCCGAUUAGCCCGGUUGGCCACGUACGGUGCGAAAGAUUCUUCUUGGUUCUUUCGGUAAAGUCACGUAGAAGGGAAAUAAUGUCUCAGACACUGUCUUUCCGACAGACCUGUUCUUCACCUGAGGACGGCUGCUUGCGUUGUGGCCGAAACGUGGUGAGAAUUAUUUUAUUAUGUUUUAUUAUUUUAUUAUUUCCAUUCUACGUGACUUUACUGAAAGAACCAAUAAGAUGAAUCCCUGCAGUCACGAAAGCUUUAAAUCGAAGGUGCGAAAGAAGUUGAGCACACGUACACUGUGCGCGUUCACAAUGACCACCAAUGGGGAUGAAAGUCACCUCCCCGCUUCUCUCUGUCUCUUGCUGUAAAUCCAGAGCGUGCGCCUCACUGCUUUGCACACUUUUCAGCUCCCGCUUGGUCUUUUUUUCUGUCCGUGUCCCCGUGCAUCCGAUCGGAGGCACAGGGACACGGAUAGCACUGAGGAACGUGAACUGCAGGUUGCUGACAGAACAAGAAUGUAUAAGGGACGCGUCUUCUUGGAAGGUUGUGUUUGUCAAAGCGCAGGGCAUUACCGUCCCGCAAAUACGUACACACGCGUACCACUCGUCAUUUACAUAUCAUCGUCAUCAUCGGCCAUGGUCAGUCCACUGCUGGAUGAAGGCCUAUCCACGCCGUCUGCAUCCAUCAUGUUUUCGCGACGCCGCAAUCCAUCUCGAGCUGAUCUUGUCAUUCCAUCUCCGCUUUGGGGCGUCCUCGCCAGCAAUUAUGGACCUGGCUGGAGGGGGGGGGGGCAUUCAUCCCCAUUGGUGGCUCUUGUGAAAAUUCCACAUUCCUAUGACUGGGGCCAGUCCACCGAAAAUACAACCACGGUUAGCUUACCCGCAAAGCGGUACCUAUUUUAACCGCCCUGGAGGGAUGAUGACCGAUGCAAUGAAAUGAAUACCAGCCAGGUCUUAAACAAUGUGUGUGUGUAUGUGUGUGUGCUUAGAUGCAUUAAGAAUAGAACCCCCGUAGCCUUAUAGAGUAUUGGGGGUAAGUGUUGUUAGCGAGCACCUAUUAACGCCAGCACGGCGAUCGAGCGGCUGGUGUGGUGACAAUCACGCCCCACCGCCUUUGUCUUCCCAUUUAUGGUGCUUGCUCAUUUGAGGCUGAGUCGACCUAGCGGAGGCCCGGGACGCUUUUAGAUAUUCAUCACCGACGUUGGCCGGGUUCGUAGCGCAGCGCGCUAACUGCUGCACCACCGCUCCUCAGCACACGCAGAUACCGUGUCACAUAUGCACGCGCGCACACUUGCACCGAUGCACAGGCAAUUGUAGAAAAAAAAAUGCAGAUAUUUACAUGCACACGUAUAUAGCAAUGAGAAUAGUUGUAAAAAAAAAGCAUGCGUCAGAUAACUAUGCAUUGUUACGAGAUAAAUUAUACAAGCUGCUGUGUAACUUAGGGAUUCGCCACCAAUCCUGCAAUUCGUAAUGAGUUUCUUAUCGGGUCGCAGUGUCUCAGUGUUUCACGAUAACCCUCCACCACCUCGCGGCAGAGGCAGCCGGAUCAAGG